AAUCUUGCUUUGACUUACCAGGACUCCUCAGUUCAGCUUCUCAAAAUGAGGUUCCCUGCUCAGCUCCUUGGGCUGCUAAUGCUUUGGUUCCCUGGAUCCAGUGGGGAAAUCGUGAUGACACAGACCCCACUCUCCCUGCCCGUCACCCCUGGAGAGCCGGUCUCCAUCUCCUGCAGGGCCAGUCAGAGCCUCCUACACAGUAAUGGAAACACGUGUUUGUAUUGGUUCCGGCAGAAGCCAGGCCAGUCUCCACAGAGCCUGAUCUACCUGGUUUCCAACCGUUACACUGGGGUCCCAGACAGGUUCAGUGGCAGCGGGUCAGGGACGGAUUUCACCCUGAGAAUCAGCAGGGUGGAGGCUGACGAUGUGGGAGUGUAUUACUGCGGGCAGUAUCUACAGUCUCUUCGCACAGUGGUUCAUGCCCGCACACAAACCUCCCUGCCUGGGGCGUCCAGCUGCCCGAGGGAGUGGCUUCUCUGGGGAAUCACAGGAGAGCCUCUGAGUCUGUGUCAGAGGAAGGAGUUGGAGGACCCGGGGGCGCAGCUUGCAGCUGGGCGUCAGGCUCCACAUGUUAAGGCCCCGACAGCUGCCCGGCCUGGCAUGGCAGAAGCAGCAGGGGAAUCUAGGGGCUCCUGUCCCGUGAGGAACCGGUUAUGGCGAAUGCAAGAGCUCCUGAGGGCUCCCCCUAAUCCUCCGUGCCGUGCUCGUGUUUGCCAAAUAAAUGCAGCCCGUCUAGUAAGCCGGGCAUUUCCCCACAGCGAUCCCGGUCCAGUGCUGCCGCCUGAGCAUGCGCUCCUGGCGUUGUCCCCCUUAUCUUCAGGAAAGACCCUCGUGUUUUAGUCUCAUAUGCUCCUC
Molecule: messenger RNA, 855 nt
Organism: Callorhinus ursinus (northern fur seal)
Lineage: Eukaryota; Metazoa; Chordata; Mammalia; Carnivora; Otariidae
Source: RefSeq, a predicted model, not a curated record